AUGGCUUAUACUGUUGCUGUUGGCAAGGCAGCCAAUGCUCAUGAAACUGAGCCCAGAAGAAAUGUUUCUAACGCGAAGGCACCAGUUGUGCGUCCGCCAGGUUACAGUUGUGAUACUGUUUAUGAAUUUGCUAUGGAAGCAUUCGGGAAAGGUGGAGAUCGCCCAGGUAUGGCUUGGAGAGAAUUAUUGGAUGUGCAUGAGGAGACUAAGAUGGUGACCAAAAGAAUUGAUGGGAAGGAGCAACAAGUGGAAAAGAAAUGGCAGUAUUUUGAACUGAGUGAAUACCGUCAUAACAGUUAUCGUGAACUUUCACAGAUCAUGCAUGACUUGGGUCGUGGUUUGGUUGAGAUCGGUGUUGAACCUGGUCAACAGGAAAAACUGCAUAUUUAUGCUUCUACUUCUCACAAGUGGAUGAAGAUGUUUUUGGGGGCACAAUCACAAAAUAUACCCGUUGUGACCGCUUAUGAUACUUUGGGGGAGAGCGGGCUGCUUCAUUCCGUGGUGCAAACGGAGACCAGUGUCAUGUUCACGGAUAAUCACCUGUUGCAGUCUUUGAUUAGACCUUUGCAAAAGACCCCAAAGAUGAAAUACAUCAUUUACAAUGAGCCAAUUUCGGAGCAGGAUCGUAGACAUAAUGGCCAAAUUUACCAGGAGGCUUACAAUGCGCUGAACAAGAUCAAGGAAGUAAGGCCUGAUAUUCAGUUUUACAGUUUUGACGACAUCUUGAAAUUAGGUCGCGAAGCACGCGAUAAGGUUCCUUUGAAUCAUCCAAAGGCUGAUGACGUUUCGUGUAUCAUGUACACUUCGGGUUCCACUGGUGAUCCCAAGGGUGUCGUGCUGACUCACGCUAACAUCGUCGCUGGUGUUGGUGGUGUCUCAGACUGUGUUGGUAAUAUUAUCGGUCAGAAAGAUAGGAUCAUCGCCUUCUUGCCAUUGGCGCACAUCUUUGAGCUUGCGUUCGAGCUGAUAUCCUUCUACUGGGGUGGUGUGCUUGGUUAUGCAACUGUGAAGACUUUGACUAGUAACUCGGUGCGUAAUUGUCAAGGUGAUUUGCAAGAAUUCAAGCCUACCGUCAUGGUUGGUGUCGCAGCCGUUUGGGAAACUGUGAGGAAGGGUAUCCUAGCGCAAAUCGCUAAGCUCCCCACCAUGUCUCAGAAGAUCUUUUGGACUGCGUACCACGCCAAGAUUAAGAUGAAACGUUUCCAUAUUCCAGGUGGUGACAGUCUUGGUAACUUAGUCUUCAAGAAGAUUAAGCAAGCGACCGGUGGUGACUUGCGGUUUACUUUGAAUGGUGGUUCGCCAAUCAGUGUUGACGCCCAGGAAUUCAUCACUAACUUGAUUUGCCCCAUGUUGAUCGGUUACGGUUUAACUGAAACUGUGGCCAAUACUUGUGUCUUGCAACCUAACCGUUUCGAACUUGGCGUCGCUGGUGAUCUAACCGGUGCUGUCACUGUGAAACUGGUCGACGUUGACGAGUUGGGAUACCUGGCCAAGAACAACCAGGGUGAGAUUUGGAUCAAGGGUGCCUCUGUCAUGGUCGAGUACUAUAAGAACAAGGAAGAAACUGAAAAGGUCAUGACCAAGGACGGUUGGUUCAUGACUGGUGAUAUUGGUGAGUGGACCGCUAAUGGUCAUUUGAAAGUUAUUGACAGAAAAAAGAACUUGGUCAAGACUCAGAACGGUGAAUACAUUGCUUUGGAGAAAUUGGAGUCCGUUUACAGAUCCAACCCCUACGUGCAAAAUAUAUGUGUCUACGCUGAUCAAUCAAAAGUCAAACCAGUUGGUAUCAUCGUUCCAAACUUGGGCCCAUUGGGAGAGUUGGCCAAAGAAGUCGGUGUUGCGAAGGACGCUGAUGACGUCGAAAACCAUCUCGAUGAUCCUAAAUUACAAAAAGCCUUGCUCGACAGAUUACUCAAGACAGGUAGAUCUCAAGGUCUUGCUGGUAUUGAGUUGUUAGAGGGCGUUGUAUUGUUCCAUGAAGAAUGGACUCCUCAAAACGGUUUCGUCACAUCUGCUCAAAAGUUGAAGAGAAAGGAUAUCCUCAAUGAGGUUAAGGAACAGGUGGACAAGGUUUACGGUAAUUAA
Messenger RNA from Torulaspora delbrueckii, 2085 nucleotides. RefSeq names its product long-chain fatty acid-CoA ligase FAA1 (gene FAA1). Gene Ontology annotation, cellular component: lipid droplet; plasma membrane; endoplasmic reticulum. NCBI's taxonomy places the organism in Eukaryota, Fungi, Ascomycota, Saccharomycetes, Saccharomycetales, Saccharomycetaceae. Gene Ontology annotation, molecular function: long-chain fatty acid-CoA ligase activity. The coding region runs from base 1 to 2085 and encodes 694 amino acids. The record is from RefSeq and is a predicted model, not a curated record. Gene Ontology annotation, biological process: long-chain fatty acid metabolic process; long-chain fatty-acyl-CoA metabolic process. The transcript has a single exon.